Molecule: messenger RNA, 3846 nt
Organism: Mercenaria mercenaria
Lineage: Eukaryota; Metazoa; Mollusca; Bivalvia; Venerida; Veneridae
Product: trithorax group protein osa-like
Exons: 2
Coding region: 159-2801 (880 amino acids)
Source: RefSeq, a predicted model, not a curated record
UGCAUAUAGUCUUCAUUUAUGAACACUUUCACUACAGUUUGCCAUCGUCUGACGUGAGUAAUGGUAUAAAGUCAGACAAGAAACUGUCACAAAAACGAAAUUUAUAACUUUUUUAAAGGAUAAUUAAAAAGGUGAAGGAAUUUUCGUUUAAGCUGAACAUGAUGCUUCUUCAGAUCAUUUCGCUAAUGUUGUUGGUGCGCACCGCAAACAGUCAAGGAAACCUUUUUGAUAUGUUUGGAUUUGGCACAGGCAUGGGCGGUGCUGCAGAUCCCUUUGGAACAUUUGACCCUUUCUUGGGAGCAGGAGGAGGGCUAGGCGGCGGGAUGGGAAGUAGCUUUGGAAGUGCAGCAGCACCACUAGCACCAACUGGACCAGACCCAGCGGCGCAAAAUGCUCGGCUUACAAUGGCCGAGGAACAAAUGGCAGAAGUCAUGGGCGAAAGCCCAACCAAUAGUCCAGAACGACAGCGAAUAGAUCGUCUCAUAAAAGAAAGUGGUGGUCAGUUUACUGGUGAUGCUGCUCCAUUAAACUAUUUAGUGCAAGAUUAUCUAAUGACAACUCCAGGUUCGGUUCCGCCUCCUCAACCAAAACAAAGACCAGCAGGAGGAGCAAAUGCAGGCAUGCGACGUCAAGGUAGAAGGAGGAAUAGAAACCGACAAGGUAGGAGGCAAAAUGUUGGUAACCGACCAAACAGGAAUGGAAACAUAAGAAACGGACCAGCAAGUCCUAAUAGGAGACCACCAUCACCUAAUCCUACACGGCCUACCGGUCGAAUAGGCAAGCAAACUACAUAUCCACCAAGGCCUAGAAAGACGGCCCGACCGAUGAAUCAAGGUCGGGCGUUUCAGUCAAAGCCACCGCCAAAUAAUCGAAUGUACCAAGGUCAGCCAAUGAACAAUCAAAUGCAUCAAGGUCAACCACCGAACAAUCAAAUAUAUCAAGGCCAGGCACCACCAAUAAAUAAUAUGUAUCAAGGUCAACCGCCACCAAAUAAUCAAAAUUAUCAAAAUCUGCCACCACAAAACAGUCAAAAUUACCAAGGUCAGCCGCCACGUAAUCAAAUGUAUCAAGGGCAACCAUCACAAAAUAACAAUAUGUAUCAAGGUCAGCCACCAAGUAAUCAAGGUCAACCAUCUAAAAGCAAUCAAAUAUAUCAAGGUCAGUCAACCAUAAAUAAUCAAGGUUAUAAAGGACAGACAAAAAGUAGUAUGUACCAAGCUUCACAACCUGUAAAAAGAAGAAACUUUCAAGGAAAUGCACCGACAGGUCAAACACAAGGCAAUUAUCAAGCAACACAAGGACCUAAUAAAAACAAUAAAAUUCAACCGGCAAAAUCAAGACAAGGCGGGCCUAUUGCAGCCGACAGACUGAAACGAAUCCAAGGACGUAUUAAUACAAUCAAUGGUCAGUUACUUCAGGCUCGGCAGAAUAAUAACAUGGCCCAAGUAACUGAUCUACAGGCUCAGCUGGAAGCUCUUAAUGGCGUCAAACAUAUUUUGACUGGUGGCUCAUCGAAAACCAACAACAACCAGGUGAAAACAAUACGAGGACUAUCUAAGACUAAGCAACUACAAAUGCCUCCACCAAGUCAAGCACCCCCGCAAAAUAACGUUCCAUACGGUCCACCGAAAAUUAAUAGGAAUAAUCGUAACAAUUUAAACAAUGGACCUUAUAAUAAUAAUUUCCAAGAAACGAACAUUGGAGGGGGAAAGUUUGCACAAACUUGGAGGGCAGAAACGCCAGUACCCACUAAUCCUCAACAAAACUAUCAGCCAGUACCCCCUAAUCCUCAACAAAACUAUCAACCAGUACCCCCAAAUCCUCGGCAAAACUAUCAGCCAGUACCCCUUAAUCCUCAGCAAAACUAUCAACCAGUACCCCCUAAUCCUCAGCAAAACUAUCAACCAGUACCCCCUAAUUCUCAACGAAACUAUCAACCAGUACCCCCUAAUCCUCAACAAAACUAUCAACCAGUACCCCCUACUCCUCAACAAAACUAUCAACCAGUACCCCCUACUCCUCAACAAAACUAUCAACCAGUACCCCCUAAUCCUCAACAAAACUAUCAACCAGUACCCCCUAAUCCUCAACAAAACUAUCAACCAGUACCCCCUAAUCCUCAACAAAACUAUCAACCAGUACCCCCUAAUCCUCGUCAAUAUCCUUACCAAGCAGCAGGAAAUGGAAAUGCAUAUAACCAAAGAAAUUCAGGGUUUAACAAGGGCAACCCAAAUCGUCAGUGGCCGCAAGCAAAUGUAAAUAUUCAGCCAUACCAAAACGCUGGGCCUACAGCUGAUCCUUAUGCACCGUACGAUCAAGGCAUUAAUCAACAGACAGCACCUUUUGAUGCAUACGUUCUACCAUACGAUCAAGUAUACAAUCAUGGAUUGAAUCAGCAACAACCAGUGUACGACCCGUAUGCACAAACGUAUGAUCAAGGUAUGAAUGUACAGGGAGGAGCUGCAAAUACUGCACCCGCACCACGUAGAAGGCAAGGAAGGAGAAAAGGUGGAGCAAAACCGGCAGCAGCACCACCACCACCAACACCAGCUCCUACUGGUACAACUGCAGCCCCCGUAUUAGGCGACAUAAAACUGAUCCGUGGUGAGGAAUAUAUUUAUACUGAUGCAGAUGGAUACGAUACUUUCCAGUGGAUAAAGAAAAGUACAAUACCUGCUAGUCAACUAGAUCAUUUACCACAGAAACAGGCUGGUCAAGAACAACAACAGGGUCAGCAGGCGGCGGCGACGGAGGGAGCGGCGGCGGAGGCGGCGGCAGCGGAGGCGGCGGCGGCAGCGUAAUUACACCAGAUCGUGAUCAAUGAUAUUAAUGAAACUGAUAGGGCAUGGUGUGGAAGUAAAUUAUGUUAAGCUUCGAGAUCGGCAUUUAAUACAUCGCAUGUUUUUAUUUCGCGUACAUCUCCAUGUUGUAUUCCAGAUACGGUAUAAAUGUAAACUGAAUAAUGUUUGGACAGGGUGAUAUCACUUUGUAUGAUUAUGCACCGGCACAUGAAGUAUGUUGAUUUGUAUACCUACCAACUUUUUAAAUGGUACAGUUAUACAUUUCUACCAGUUUUUGUAUCAAACAUGAUUACUUGAACUGUUAGUUUCAGUAUCAACUGUCGGACAUUCCUUUGCUCAGCCUGAACAAUGUUUUACGCGAAUUACGAAGAAACUGGUGUUGUGAUUAGCGGCAUAAGGCGGAGUAUUCAAACUGAGCUGAAAAGUUCACAGUCCAGGCAAUACGGUGAACAUGCAUUAAUUGUACAUCUACAAAGCAGACAUCUGUCUAAUCUCUAAACUGAUGCUGAUGCUCAAAGUAUGGGAGAAUGUGUUAGCGAGUUAACGUUAUUAAAUUUAAAAUGUAUUUAGGCCAUUGUGUAAUUUUCUUGUUUACUAUUUUUCAGUCUUGUAAAUGUAUAGACCUCAUUUGAAUGAUCAAUAGAUACUUAGUAAAAUGUUACAUGAUUUUUAGUGUAUAUUAAAUUUUAUGAUUCUAUAAGUUGACAUGAUAUCUUAAAAAGUUAUUGACACAUCUUUUUUCUAAAAUUCAUUUUUUGGACAGAAAAUUUAUAAAACGUAACAUAUAUGUCAUUGAGGUAUGACGUGAAAUAUUUGAAAAGCUGUUUCCUUUCGUGCGGAAUGUUUCUCUUUAAUGUGACAAUUCAUCCAAAUGCUAGACAGUGAGUGUCAUGUUGUAUACGAAUAAUGCAUUUUCAUGUUACAAAGUGUAAGAGAUGAGCGUUAAAAGGGAAAUUUACAAAUGGCGCAAGGAUUUCGAAACAUGUGCAUAUUUAACUUUAUUUGUGGUGAUUCAGAUAUAUAUUGAAUUAAAAGAAUAUAAGUA